Zophobas morio is the source of this 1536-nucleotide messenger RNA. RefSeq lists its product as uncharacterized. Bases 258 to 1478 code for a protein of 406 amino acids. Gene Ontology annotation, molecular function: flavin adenine dinucleotide binding; NADP binding; N,N-dimethylaniline monooxygenase activity. The transcript is spliced from 7 exons. NCBI's taxonomy places the organism in Eukaryota, Metazoa, Arthropoda, Insecta, Coleoptera, Tenebrionidae. The record is from RefSeq and is a predicted model, not a curated record.
UAAUGACAAGAUCUUAACCUCACAAUUACAUUUUCUCGAUAACAGUAUCUAGUGCAUUAACAGUACCCACUGUACCAGAAAAAUCAGUGUCUUUUUGGUGUGUUUCCCAAGUUUAUUACGUGCAGGGACAAUAGGAGUGCGAAAUUAUCUGUCACUUGGUUUUAUAUCAGGAAAGUUCUGUCAUCUAUCGGAAAAAACAUAAACACGGAUAACCCAAAUACAGAAUACUGCAUAUUCCGACUCAAGUUUACAGAAAAAUGAAAAUUGCAAUUCUUGGAGCAGGCGGUGCUGGUCUGUGUGCCGCAAGACACUGUCUAGACGAAAACUUCAACAUUGACAUUUUCGAACAAACUGGAAACGUUGGAGGAACCUGGAAUUACACAGAUAACAUAGGAGUGGACGAAAAUGGGAUCCCAGUUCACUCUUCAAUGUAUCAAGGCCUAAGGACCAAUUUACCAAAAGAACUUAUGACCUAUGAAGACUUUCCAUACCCUCAACAAGAGAAAUCGUACCUACCACAAGACGAAGUUUUAGACUAUAUUAGAAACUACGCCAAGAAGUACCAACUCGAGAAAUACGUUAAGUUUUACAAACAAGUACUUAAUGUAGAACCACGAAACAAUUUGUGGUUGGUCGAAUUCGAAGACGUCAAAAACAAACAGAAGGAAAGUGGAUUUUACGACGCUGUUUUUGUCUGUAAUGGUCAUUACAAAGACGCAUUCAUUCCUGAAAUACCCGGACAAGACAGUUUUAAAGGCACUAUUAAACACAGUCAUGACUAUAGGACUCCUGAUUGUUACAAAAACAGGCGAGUUUUGCUUAUUGGAGCAGGACCUUCAGGUUGUGACAUUUCAGAACACAUUGCUGAAGUUGCAUCUAAAGUUUAUUUGAGUCAUAAAACACACAUUUUUCUUCCGUUGUCAGAAACUAUACAGCAGAAACCUGUAGUGACAAAAUUAGAACCAUCAGGUGCGAUUUUCGAGGACAAUACAAGCGAAGAGGUUGACGAUAUCCUAUAUUGUACGGGAUACAAAUUCACUUUUCCGUUUUUGUCUGACACGUGUGGUGUUCAAGUCAAAGACAACUACGUGAACCCUUUAUUUAAGCAAGUCAUUAGUAUCGAAAAUCCAACCCUAGGCUUCAUUGGAAUACCCUUCACAGUGUGCCCUUUUCCGUUAUUUGAUAUUCAGGUUCGAUUCUUCCUAUCAACUCUCAAUGGCCACUAUAAACUUCCGUCAAAGGACGAAAUGUUGAAAGAUCUUGAUCAAACCAUGGCCAAAAUGUCUGGAAAACCAAUACGAAAGUACCACCAACUUGGCGAAGACCAAAAAAACUAUUUCGAUGAACUGGCCGAAGCUGCUAAUAUUAGAAAAGUGCCCCCAGUCAUCCAGAGUUUAUACAUGAGAGUAAGAAAGAACAGAAAUUUAAAUGAUUGUUUUAGAAUUAUUGAUGACGAAAAGUGGGAGCAAAUACGCUGAGUUUUUCCUGUAAUUUUUCGUUUAGUCCUUGCUUGAAAAUAAAUAUACUUUAUGCUUC